AAUUAGAGAGAGAGAGAGAGAGAGAGAAAAAAAAAGGCCUAGGGUUUGACUGAGAAAAUUUGCGAAUCGCGUGCGAAAAACCCUCCAGGAGAGAGUGAGUGGAAUCGCCAAUUUCCUGCCCGUCAACUCGGCUUGUCAGCUCGCUCCAGAGAUCCACCAUCGUCAUCGUCCAUGCCCGUUCCGAAAAUCGCGCUUUUUUUAGAGAGAGAAAAUUGGUGUAGAGAGAGAAAAUCUUCGAGGGCUGUUGCGGGGGGGUUUUUGAACGUUGCGAUCGGAGGGCCCAGACAAGGUUUUUGUCGAAAGUUGGAGGGAUUUUUCUAGUUUUCUUGGGUUUUGGGCUUUUUGGGUGUAUUCUAACUUUUUCAUUUCGCCCCCAAUUUUUCUCUUAUCGGAGGUUCUUUUGUAUUUUUCUGGGAUUUCGGCUUCUGGGUAGGUCUGUAUUGUAUUCCAGUGCAAUUGGGCAUGCAAUCUGGUGGUGGUGGUGGAGGAGGACCCAGCCGGAAUCCGGGAGGUCCGGUGGGGCGGGCGGCAUCGACGUCGUCGGCUGCCUCGCCGUCUUCGUCGUCGUCCGCCGUGUCGACGCCGCACUUGGGCUUCGACUCAAUUCAGCAGCAGCAGCAGUCUAGGCAGCCAUUACAACAACAAUUACUAAGAAAACCUGAAGGUAAUGAACAUCUUCUAGCAUAUCAAGGUGGCGGUCUCCAGGGAGUUUUGGGAGUGGGCAAUUUUUCAUCUCCCGGUAUGAUGCCGCUGCCUCAACAAUCAAGGAAAUUCUUUGACUUGGCACAACAACAUGGUUCCUCUCUGGAGGGUCAGAAUAGGAGCCAAGGGCCUGACCAGCAGGUACUGAAUCCAGUCCACCAAGCUUAUCUUCAGUAUGCUUUUCAGGCUGCUCAACAGAAGUCAUCUAUGGUCAUGCAACCCCAACAGCAGGCUAAAAUGGGAUUGUUAGGCCCUCCGUCGGGCAAGGAUCAGGACCCACGAAUGGGAAAUAUGAAAAUGCAAGAACUCAUGUCCAUUCAAGCGGCUAACCAAGCACAUGCAUCAUCAUCCAAAAAUUCGUCUGAGCAUUUUGCUCGCGGAGAAAAGCAGAUGGAGCAAGGGCAGCCAGUGGCCUCUGACCAGCGGAGUGAGCCUAAGCUGUUGGCUCAGCCAGCAGUCAUUGGACAAUUAAUGCCAGGAAAUAUCAUAAGGCCCAUGCAGGUGCCACAAUCUCAGCAAAACAUACAAAACAUGACAAGCAACCAGAUCGCAAUGGCUCAGCUGCAGGCAGUGCAGGCAUGGGCACUUGAGCACAACAUUGAUCUUUCAUUGCCAGGAAACGCCAAUUUGAUGGCGCAGCUCAUCCCACUUGUACAAGCUAGGAUGGCUGGACAGCAAAAAGCAAAUGAAAGCAAUGUGGGUGCACAACCAACACCCAUCCCGGUGACAAAGCAGCAGGUUACUUCUCCACAAGUUGCAAGUGAGAAUUCACCACGUGCUAAUUCAUCAAGUGAUGUAUCUGGGCAGUCGGGGUCAGCAAAAGCAAAGCAAGUGGUUUCAUCUGGCCCUUUUGGUUCUACUUCAAAUGCUGGUAGUAUUAACAAUAGUAACAACAUUGCGAUGCAGCAGUUUCCUGCUCAUGGAAGAGAAAACCCAACGCCUAUUAGACAGACAGCUGUAGCUGGGAACGGAAUGCCUCCAAUGCAUCCUUUGCAGUCACCUGCAAACAUGAGCCAGGGUGUGGAUCAAUCUUUUCAUGCGAAAAAUUCAUUGAGCAGCACGGAAAAUAUGCAACUGCAAUACCUUAGGCCAUUGAGUCGAUCUUCCCCACAAGCUCCUGUUGCUAUGAAUGAGAGGGCCUCGGGCAGUCAAGUUCUGUCACAAGGUGGACCAGCUACUCAGAUGUCUCAACAGCAGAACGGGUUCACCAAACAGCAAUUGCACGUUCUCAAAGCUCAAAUUCUAGCAUUUAGGCGAUUGAAGAAAGGAGAAGGUACUCUCCCACAAGAACUUCUUCGGGCUAUUGUGCCGCCUCCCCUUGAGGUGCAGCUGCAGCAGCAAUUUCUUCCUGGAGGUGGAAACAUUCAGGAUAAAUCUGCUGGGAAGGUUGUAGCUGACCGUGCUAGACAUGUUGAGUCCAGUGACAAAGAUGCACAGGUGGUUGCAUCAGUUAGUGGGCAAAACAUUGCAAAGCAAGAAGUUUCCACAAGGGAUGAGAAAGCAAGUGCAUCAGCUGUUCACAUGCAAGGUACGCCAGCUGUGACGAAGGAACCCGCACCAGUCAUUUCUUCAGGAAAAGACGACCAGCGUCCUACUAGUGUAUCUGUCAAGACAGACCCUGAAGUUGAAAGGGCUAUUCCAAAAGCUCCUGUUCGUAGUGAUUCAAUAGAUAGGGGAAAGACCAUUGCACCUCAGGUUCCUGCAUCUGAUGCAAUGCAAGUUAAAAAGCCUGCACAACCGAGCACUGCACAACCGAGCACUGCACCAUCCCAGCCAAAAGAUAUUGGUCUGACCAGAAAGUAUCAUGGACCACUAUUUGAUUUCCCUUUCUUUACUAGGAAACAUGACUCCUUGGGCCCUGGACUGAUUAAUAAUAAUAACAAUUUAACAUUGGCAUAUGAUGUCAAAGAUCUUCUUUUUGAGGAAGGUGCAGAGGUGCUUAACAAGAAGAGAACAGAAAAUAUAAAGAAGAUUGGUGGUUUACUGGCGGUAAAUUUGGAGAGAAAAAGGAUUAGGCCAGAUCUUGUAUUGCGGUUGCAAAUCGAAGAGAAGAAGCUCCGACUUUUAGAUUUACAGGCACGCUUGAGGGAUGAAAUUGAUCAACAGCAGCAGGAGAUAAUGGCUAUGCCCGAUAGGCCGUAUAGGAAGUUUGUUCGGCUCUGUGAGCGUCAGCGCAUGGAUCUUUCUAGGCAAGUACAGGCUUCUCAAAAAGCCUUGAGAGAUAAGCAACUGAAAUCCAUCUUUCUCUGGCGUAAGAAGCUUCUUGAGGCUCACUGGGGCAUUCGUGAUGCACGGACUGCCCGAAAUAGGGGAGUCGCAAAGUAUCACGAGAAGAUGUUGAGGGAAUUCUCAAAAAGAAAGGAUGACGAUCGGAACAAAAGGAUGGAAGCAUUGAAGAAUAAUGAUGUGGAAAGGUAUAGGGAGAUGUUACUUGAACAGCAGACCAACAUUAAAGGUGAUGCUGCGGAGAGAUAUGCAGUUCUCUCAUCAUUCUUGACUCAGACAGAAGAAUAUCUUUACAAACUGGGAGGUAAAAUAACUGCUGCCAAGAAUCAGCAGGAGGUGGAGGAGGCAGCAAAUGCUGCUGCAGCUGCUGCACGACUUCAGGGUCUAUCGGAAGAAGAAGUUAGAGCAGCAGCAGCUUGUGCUGGGGAGGAAGUGAUGAUACGAAAUCGUUUUAUGGAAAUGAAUGCACCAAAGGAUAGCUCAUCCGUUAACAAGUAUUAUAGUCUUGCACAUGCUGUGAAUGAAAGAGUCGCAAGGCAACCCUCCAUGUUGCGAGCUGGAACUUUAAGAGACUAUCAACUUGUUGGGUUGCAAUGGAUGCUUUCGUUGUAUAACAACAAGUUAAAUGGAAUCUUAGCUGAUGAAAUGGGUCUUGGAAAAACUGUACAGGUAAUGGCUUUGAUUGCAUACUUAAUGGAAUUCAAAGGGAAUUAUGGGCCGCAUCUCAUAAUUGUUCCAAAUGCUGUUUUAGUAAAUUGGAAGAGUGAGUUGCAUACUUGGUUGCCAUCUGUCUCUUGCAUAUAUUAUGUUGGUGGAAAGGAUCAACGGUCAAAAUUGUUUUCUCAAGAGGUCUGUGCCAUGAAGUUCAAUGUCCUUGUGACAACCUAUGAGUUCAUCAUGUAUGAUCGCUCUAAACUUUCCAAGAUAGAUUGGAAAUACAUUAUAAUUGAUGAGGCACAAAGGAUGAAGGACAGGGAAUCAGUUCUAGCGCGUGAUCUUGAUAGAUAUCGUUGCCAUAGGCGCCUGCUUCUCACAGGGACGCCAUUACAGAAUGAUUUGAAGGAAUUAUGGUCACUUUUGAAUCUACUUCUUCCUGAAGUUUUUGACAAUAAGAAGGCAUUUCAUGAUUGGUUCUCACAGCCGUUCCAAAAAGAAGCUCCUAUGCAGAAUGCAGAAGAUGACUGGCUAGAGACUGAAAAGAAAGUUAUCAUCAUCCACCGACUCCACCAAAUUUUAGAGCCAUUUAUGCUCAGACGACGUGUUGAAGAUGUUGAGGGUUCACUUCCACCAAAGGUGUCCAUAGUUCUAAGAUGUAGAAUGUCAGCUAUACAGAGUGCCAUUUAUGAUUGGAUCAAAUCUACUGGUACUCUCCGAAUUGACCCGGAAGAUGAGAAGCUCAGGGUUCAAAAAAAUUCACUUUACCAGGCUAGGGUUUAUAAGACCUUGAAUAACAGGUGUAUGGAGCUGCGUAAAACUUGUAACCAUCCUUUGCUCAAUUAUCCAUAUUUCAGUGACUUAUCAAAGGAUUUCCUUGUAAGAUCUUGUGGUAAACUGUGGAUUCUAGAUAGAAUCCUCAUCAAACUUCAGAGAACGGGGCAUCGUGUACUUCUUUUCAGUACCAUGACAAAACUCCUUGAUAUAUUGGAGGAAUACUUGCAGUGGCGGCGACUUAUCUAUAGGCGAAUUGACGGAACAACUAGUUUAGAGGAUCGUGAAUCAGCCAUUGUUGACUUUAAUAGCCCUAAUUCAGAUUGCUUCAUCUUCUUGCUUAGUAUCCGUGCAGCUGGUCGUGGGCUAAAUCUUCAGUCCGCUGAUACAGUUGUCAUUUAUGAUCCUGAUCCGAACCCUAAAAAUGAGGAACAGGCAGUAGCUAGAGCCCACCGUAUUGGACAGAAAAGAGAAGUUAAAGUUAUUUAUAUGGAAGCAGUUGUUGACAAAAUAUCCAGCCAUCAGAAAGAAGAUGAACUGAGAAGUGGAGGUACAGUUGAUUCAGAGGAUGACCUUGCUGGUAAAGAUCGAUACAUGGGAUCUAUUGAGAGCCUCAUCAGAAACAACAUUCAACAAUAUAAGAUUGACAUGGCUGAUGAGGUUAUAAAUGCUGGGCGCUUUGACCAGAGGACUACACACGAAGAGAGACGCGUGACAUUAGAGACAUUAUUGCAUGACGAGGAGAGAUAUCAAGAAACUGUCCAUGAUGUUCCAUCCUUGCAGGAGGUUAAUCGCAUGAUUGCAAGAAGUGAAGAAGAAGUUGAAUUGUUUGAUCAAAUGGAUGAAGAACUAGAUUGGAUUGAGGAGAUGUCAAUCUAUGAGCAGGUACCUAAAUGGCUUCGAGCUGGUACAAAAGAAGUAAAUUCCACCAUUGCUGCUUUAUCAAAAAGACCAUUGAAGAAGAUGUUACUUGGUGGUAAUAUUGGAGUGGAAUCUAGUGAAAUGGGUUCUGAUUCGUCUCCUAAACCUGAAAGAAGAAGGGGGCGGCCCAAGGGAAAGAAGCAUCCUAAUUACAAGGAAUUAGAUGAUGAAAAUGGAGAAUACUCGGAAGCAAGUUCUGAUGAGAGAAAUGGAUAUUCUAUGCAUGAAGAAGAGGGAGAGAUAGGAGAAUACGAAGAUGAUGAAUUCAGUGGCGCUGUUGGGGCACCACAAGUUAAUAAAGACCAAGCAGAAGAAGAUGGCCCAGCAUGUGAUGGUACAUACGAGUAUCCUCGGGCUUCAGAAAUUAUUAGGAAUAACCAUGUACCAGAAGAAGCUGGUUCCUCUGGAUCAUCCUCAGACAGCCGACGAUUGACUCGGAUAGUGUCUCCAGUUUCUUCUCAGAAAUUUGGGUCUCUGUCGGCCUUAGAUGGUAGGCCAGGUUCUGUUUCUAAAAGACUGCCAGAUGAACUAGAGGAAGGGGAAAUUGCUGUGUCCGGAGAUUCUCACAUGGAUCAUCAGCAAUCUGGAAGUUGGAUUCAUGACCGUGAAGAGGCUGAAGAUGAACAGGUCUUACAACCGAAAAUAAAAAGGAAACGCAGUCUUCGCAUUCGUCCCCGUCACAAUGUGGAAAGGCCAGAAGACAAAUCUAGCAACGAGACAUCAUCUAUCCAACGGGGAGAUACAUCACUGUUGCCAUUCCAGGUGGACCAUAAAUAUCAAGCGCAGUUAAGAGGAGACCCUGAAAUGAAAUUGUAUGGAGAUUCCAGUUCUUAUAGGCAUGAGCAGAAUGAUUCCUCAACGAAAGGUAGACGGAAUCUGCCUUCACGGAGAGUAGCUAAUACGUCAAAGUUGCAUGCUUCGCCAAAAUCUAGCAGCAGAUUGAAUAGCAUGUCUGCUUCUGCAGAUGAUGCUAGUGAGCAUCCUAGGGACAAUUGGGAGGGGAAAGUUGUACAUUCUACUGGCACCUCAGCUUUUGGCACAAAGAUGUCUGACAUCGUCCAAAGAAGGUGCAAGAGUGUAAUAAUCAAGCUCCAAAGGCGAAUAGAUAAGGAAGGAUCUCAAAUUGUUCCCUUGCUUACGGAUUUGUGGAAGCGGAUUGAAAAUUCUGGUUACACAGGUGGAUCUGGGAGCAAUAUUUUGGAUUUACGAAAGAUCGAACAGCGCAUAGAGAGGUUAGAGUAUAAUGGAGUUAUGGAGCUGAUAUUUGAUGUGCAGGCUAUGUUAAGAAGUGCAAUGAAUUACUACUCAUUUUCACAUGAGGUGAGAUCUGAGGCCAGGAAAGUACAUGAUUUGUUCUUCGAUAUCUUGAAAAUUGCAUUUCCAGAUACAGAAUUUCGAGAAGCCAGAAGUGCACUCUCCUUUUCUGGCCCAGUUUCUACCACUGCUCCAUCCCCAAGGAUGGCCCCUGCUGCUCAAACCAAGAGACAGAAGAUGGUAAACGAGGUGGAAGCCGAGCCAAGCCCCUUGCAGAAGCCGCAGCAGCGGGGACCGAUGUACAGUAGUGAAGAGACGGUUAGGGUGAGAGGCCCACUGCAAAAGGAAUCAAGACAUGGAAGUGGAAGCGGCAACAGCAGGGAGCAAUAUCAGCAGGAUGAUUCUCCGCGUCUAACUCAUCCUGGGGAUCUUGUUAUUUGCAAGAAGAAGAGAAAAGAUAGGGAAAAGUCUGUGGGGAAGGCGAGGACUGGACCAGCCGGCCCCAUUUCACCCCCCAGUAUGGCUCGAGGUAUAAAAAGCCCAGGUCCUGGUUCCGUCGCCAGGGACACGAGACUAACACAACAAUCCACCCCUCAUUCUCAAGGGUGGGCUAACCAGUCUGCUCAACCCGCAAACGGCAGUGGAGGGUCCAGUGUUGGUUGGGCAAACCCUGUAAAGAGGUUGAGGACAGAUUCUGGGAAGAGGAGGCCAAGCCAUCUAUGACCUUCUGAAAGGAUAGAAUACUGAUGUAAUGGAAGAAUUUAUCACUUCUUUUUGAGUUCAGAUCAGAUGCUGAGUUCAUUAUUGUUGGGCCCUUCUUGGCUCAACUACAAUUAGCCAAUACUGUUAAUAACUGUAGGUCCUCUAUUUUUCCACCCCUUGUAGGUUACAAGUGCCCUUCUCCUUCCAUGGAAUUCUUGGCCUUAUAAUUGAAUCUGUGCCUCGCCGGGCGUCUUUUAUAAGAAGGAAACCUUUUGUAUAGAUGUGCUUUAUAUUUAUCUGUAAGAUUUUAUAGUUUUUUCAAAA
Morus notabilis is the source of this 7557-nucleotide messenger RNA. Its product is annotated as ATP-dependent helicase BRM. The record is from RefSeq and is a predicted model, not a curated record. Bases 463 to 7254 code for a protein of 2263 amino acids. NCBI's taxonomy places the organism in Eukaryota, Viridiplantae, Streptophyta, Magnoliopsida, Rosales, Moraceae. Gene Ontology annotation, biological process: positive regulation of transcription by RNA polymerase II. Gene Ontology annotation, molecular function: DNA binding; ATP-dependent chromatin remodeler activity; protein binding. Gene Ontology annotation, cellular component: nucleus. The transcript is spliced from 14 exons.